ACUGCAUCUCUCGCUCGCUCUCAACUAUAAAUAGCACAACGUAGGAGGAAAAGGGAGCAACAACAACCACAGCCGGGUGAAGCAAAGCUAACGGCGCUUCUCGUAGUUCAAAUGAAGUGUGCGUAAACGGCAAAUAAAAAAAGCUCAAAAUGCAACGGUUAAUGUGCAAGCUCAACUCUGGAAGCAGUUCGUCUGCUGUCCUCAGUCAGUGAAUAGAAAUGGAGCAGAGUGAUGCAACUGAAGCAACUAGUGCCGCCUCUGUCGCACCACCACGACGCCUUCGUAGUCGAGCCCCGCCAAUGCCCCCCGAUGAAGUAAUACGCAAAUCGAUUGCACGCAGCCUCACGCAAAUUGUGGUAAAUAUGCGAAAUGCCGACGGGCAGCGAAAAUGUCUCGAGCUUUUGCAGGCGGAGAGCAACGACAACGUUGAGGGGAAACUGCUGGAACAUUUGGAGCACAUUGAUGAUGCUGGACAACGCAAGCAGACGAAGAAGAAGCAGAAUACACAGAAAACAUAA
This is a messenger RNA of Drosophila nasuta, 518 nucleotides long. RefSeq lists its product as uncharacterized. Lineage: Eukaryota; Metazoa; Arthropoda; Insecta; Diptera; Drosophilidae. The coding region runs from base 219 to 518 and encodes 99 amino acids. The record is from RefSeq and is a predicted model, not a curated record. The transcript has a single exon.